CCUUCCCCCUCCCACCUCCUCCCCUCACACACCCCUCGCUCUCCAAACCCCCCAACGAAACCCCACCGCCGACCACCGCAAUGGCCGCCGGCGGGCACCCCCUGGUCGAGGAAUCCACGGUCCCCAUGGCAUCCGUAGACGACCCCUCCCGCCCCUGCGUCCGGCCGGCCCUCUUCCUGCGGCCCCGCGCCGGGGACGGCGCCCCUCUCCCGGCCCCGCCCGGCGACCCCAGCUCCUCCCCCGCCCGCGUCCGCGCGGUCCAGGCGGAAUUCAGGGGCUGGGCGUGCGUGCCCCGGCGGUGGCGGGAGUGGGUGGCCAAGCUCCGCCCGCGGCACGAGGCGCUAUGGCGGGAGCUCGGGAUCCUGGGCGCCGUCCUCGCCAGCACGUGCCGGGUGCGGCGGCGCAAGCACGAGCGCGCGCUGCUCCAGCUCGCCGCCUUCUGGUCCGGCGCCACCGGCACCUUCGUCUUCCCCUGGGGCGAGGCCACGGUCACCCUCGAGGACUUCGCCGCGCUCGCGGGCCUGCCCCUGCUCGGCGGUCCCCUGCGCGCGCCCGUCUCGGGCCAGCUGGAGAAGGACGUGGGCGCGAUCCAGGUCGUCCUGGCCGUGCUGAACCGGAGCAAGAAGAAGAAAGCAAGUUACGGCGGGUGGGUGAAGAACUUCCUCGAACGCGCGCCCGAGAAGGAGAAGGCGGCGUCGGCGGCCGCGGGCGUCGGCGGCGCGGGUGAGGCGCGCGAGCUGGUCGAGCACGGCGCGUUCCUGGCCAUGUGGCUGUCCUUCUUCGUGCUCCCGGGGCCGCCGUUCAACGUGGUUCGCCGAGAGGUGUUCCCCAUUGCGGCCCGCCUCGCGCGAGGCCAGAGGGUCGCGCUCGCGCCUGCCGCGCUCGCCAGCAUCUACCAAGAUCUCUCCGCGCUGAAACGCCACAUAAGCUUGGGCAAGGGAAAGGAGAUGUUUGUGGUCUCGGCACCAAUGCACAUCGUCCAGCUUUGGGUCUGGGAGCGUUUUCCCCAGCUUCGCCCUGAGCCAGUGAGCUCCCCUGCUCCUGGCAACCAUGACAUGCCAAGGGCUGCCCGGUGGCACGAUGUUGUCAAAAGGUUUAGCUCCAAGCACGCGCACACAGUGUUCAUGUCACCAAAGGAGUUUGAGUGGAGGCCCUAUGGAAGUUUCAGCUUUUUUUCUCUGCAGCCAGAGACCGGUGGCUCUUGGGUCCGCAGCCAGGAUAUAGCAACAAGUGAAGCGCUCUUGUCCUUUGCGCGAUGUUUGCACGCUUGUGAGCUUGUCGGCAUGAACUGCAUUGAGCUGUACAGUCCUCAUCGUGUUGCAAGGCAGCUUGGCUUCGAUCAGGACAUUCCUAGGAUGGUUCCCUGCGCAAGCUCAGAUUGGGAGAAAGCAUGGGAUACAUACAACAUAGAGGCCGAAAGUUCUGCAUUUAUUGUUCCAAAUCACAAGCCUGGUGUGACGGUUCAGUAUGAACGUUGGUGGAAGCCUUACUCAUCAGCAUGUGGUACUGCCAUUUCUAAUGCGGCAAAGAUGAAAGAACGCCGUGAUUUUAUUACUCCGGUGAAAAGAAAAAUGGAAGGGGUUCCUGCAGUUAAUUCCGGCAAAAAGCUGCAUGUGGACCCUGCCACCCGGGGCCGGCCGCCCCACAUACUGACUAGUUCUAACGUCUACCCAUCCCACUCAGCCAGCCAGGCAGCAAGAAGACGAGCUGCGGCAGUGCCAGGGUUUGUUCUCCGUGCUUGUCCGCCCCACCUAAGAUUUAGAGCAAUGCCCGCCACUGCUGCCACUGGGAUGCCUCAGCCAGCGCCAGAUGCAUCCAACGAUCCGCUUGAUCACAUUCUUCUUUCUGAAAGGCUCAAUAGCAUUACUAAGAUGCCUAAGCAGCAAAUCACAGAAUGUUUGGUGAAGGGUGGUGACCAGGAGCAAAAUGCUGGAAGCAUGCAACCUAGAUCUGUAAGUGUUGGAUCAAAGAAGGAAGUUUUACACAAAGAUGUUGGGCAAGCUUUGGCCGAUGCAGUGGCAAACACAGCUAUUGUAGUUGAUGAAUUGUCUGAUGGGCCAGUUACUAAAAAGGCACAGGGCAUAUGUUUCCAACAAAUUAGAGAGGAGAAUCUUAAUAUUUCCAGUGAGGAGAAUAAUAGCGGAAUAGAGAGUUGUCAUGUCCUGCUCCCUAAUAUCGUCCCUGGUGCAGUUAGCGCUGGAAGCAGUGAAGUUAUUGGAGCUGGGACUGAAGCUGAUAUGCUGCCAACACAUGAAGACUUCUUGGUGAUCCCUGAUGACGACGAGUGUGAUACAUCAAGUGGCAAGGAAUGUCAGUUGAAUACAAUGCUUGUGAAAUCUGUGGAAAACAAAAACACCCAGCUUGUUGAUGCAAGAAACGACAUGCAGGACAGCCAAGUUUUGGAGAAAAUGGCCGCGCAAAGAAAUCAUGUUGACAUUGUGGAAAUCAGUGAUGAUGAUCUUGAUGAAGAAGCGAGCAAGGAAGAUAUGGUGUUUGAUGAAGCAACAUGCAUGGAAGAUGGAUUGGGUACCAUGCAUAUGCAUCUGAAGUCCCCCAAGAUAGAAGCAACAUGGUCCACCAUCUUACAAGAACCUAAUGAAGAAAAGCAGCUGGUUGGCGAAACAAACGAUGAGCAGGACAACCUAGUAGUGAAGGAAGUUACGGUGCAAAACAGUCGUGAUUGUGAACUUGCAAGUGUUCCAAAUAACAUAACUCUCAGACAAGAGCAAGAUUUAUUAACUCAUGCUGCUACUCUUCAAAUCAAUGAUGGUCCCUUAGAAGGACCAACUGAAGAAUUGCAUACAUGCAUUGUCACAGGAGAGAUUAACAAUACAGACAAGGUGUCCAAGGAAAAAAUUGGUUCUCUGGAUUGCAAUGAGAAAGGAAAUGAAGGCAACUUAGUGUCAAACCGAGAUUUAGAAUCUCCUAUGGAAGAUUUCACAGGAGCAAAUAGAAACGGAUCAGGAGACAGCGAGAGGUCCUCUAGCAGGAUGUUAGAUGGAAAUACUGAACUUAUUAGCAGUGAAGUUUGCACUAAAACGCUCUACUAUCUCAGUCGGUUUGAUCGGGGGAGAGAUGCUUGGGACAAAGAUGCAAAUAGUACAGGUACAGGUCAAGAUGUUUACUUGCCAAGGAGAGCAGUUGGUACAAUGGAAAUGAUAAAAAAGGCAUCUGCGAUUCGAUAUGCCGAAAUUGCUGAGUUGAAGAAAAAGAUUCAUAUUCUGAAGGAAGAGAUUCUGGUGCUUGAGGGAGCUGAGUAAGGGGAGCCCUCGAAUAGUAAAACGCGACUUGAAAUAUACUAGUAUAUUGUACAAGACACUAAACGUGUCCUGAUGAUUAAGUUUAGUAAUAGAAUAGGUUAGCCUUGCUGGUGAAAUUAGUCUCUUUUGUGGACUGUGGCUGUCAAUUGUCAACGUUGUCCAAGGAUCCAAGUACUGAAAUAACAACAGCACUUCAGUCCAUUUAGGCUCCCAUUACUAGUUCAUAGAAUGGAAGUACUACUGUUCUUGAUUUGGUCUUCUCGGAAACUCUUUUGACUUUUAGAAUAUACCUUUCUCACGAUCUGCUGGUCUCCUAGGCAGCAAGUCUUACAG
Molecule: messenger RNA, 3593 nt
Organism: Panicum hallii
Lineage: Eukaryota; Viridiplantae; Streptophyta; Magnoliopsida; Poales; Poaceae
Exons: 2
Coding region: 81-3260 (1059 amino acids)
Biological process (GO): meristem maintenance; meristem development
Source: RefSeq, a predicted model, not a curated record